AUGGGUGUUCUCGACAUAGUUCGAGGCCGUGACAACACUGCGAUGUUGUCAGAUCUAGGAACGGAGGAGCAGAGACCGAAGGAGAGCUCGCCGGAGAACUCGCCGGAGAACCCAGAGAACUCUGGCAGUGACUCCGACCGCAAGAGCCUAGAAGCGCAGAAUGAAAAGGAAAUCGAGUUGCACCCUAACCAGGUCACUGCGGGUGCCCAUCUAGGUAUCCAGAGGGCUGAAGCCGCCGCCUUGGUAUGGAGCAAGAAAGCACUCGUUGGUACUUAUGCUUGGAUCUGGGUAUGUUUCUUCAUGUUGGCAUUUCAAUCCUCCAUCGGCAGCAUCGCCCAACAAACGGCCUAUGCCAAAUUUCAAAAUGCCCCUGCAGUCAGCACAGCCAACAUCCUGGCUACCGUCAUCGGUGGUGUACUUAAGCUACCUAUCGCCAAAACCCUGAAUCUCUGGGGCCGUGCUGAAGGGCUAUGUGCUUCCGUUGUGGUCUACAUUCUAGGCAUUAUUAUUCUGGCAGCUUGCAAUGGCCCUUCGUCGUACGCAGCAGGCUAUGUUAUCUUCUGGAUUGGCUAUGACUGUAUAUAUCUUAUUUUGCAGGUUUUCUUGGCCGAUACAUCUGGUCUGCGAAACCGUGCCUUUGCCUUUGCCUUUGCGAAUACCCCUUUCAUCUGCACUGCCUUCACUGGCCCGUUGGCGGGGCAAAAUUUCAUCGACAACACUGGUGGGUGGCGCUGGGCGUAUGGCGCUUUUUGCAUUAUCAUGCCGUUUGUCUUCCUUCCUCUGGCCGUGGUCUUUAAAUACUACGAGAAGAAGGCACGGAAAAUGGGCCUGUUCAAUCCUCCCCAAAGUAAUCGGUCCUUCUUACAGUCUAUCGUGCAUUACUGGCAUCAGUUUGAUGUGGUUGGUGCCUUGUUAUUAAUGGCUGGCUGGAUCCUUCUUCUCCUGCCCUUCAGUUUAACCAGCGCUGGACGAGCAGAAUACAGUAGUGCUACCUUUAUCGCCAUGAUUAUAGUCGGAUUCUUCACUUUGCUACUUUUUGCUGUCUGGGAGAAAUUCGUCGCACGCGAGCGUUUCAUCAACUAUGAAUUGCUCAAGAAGUUCACUGUUUUGGGCGCCUGCAUAAACUUUGCAGUGAUCUAUUUCAGUUUCUACAGCUGGGAUUUGUAUUUUCUCAAUUUCUGCACCGUUGUGUAUAAUCUCGAGCAGGGAAUGGCGGGCUACAUGAUGCAGAUCUACAACGUGGGCUCUUGCUUCUGGGGUGUGGUCGUCGGGCUCUGGAUGCGCUUCACCAAGGAGUUCAAAUACACUACUCUGUGCUUUGGUCUUCCUAUUCUGAUUCUGGGUGCUGGCUUGAUGAUCAAGUUCCGCGGGGACGGUGGAACAGACGAUAUUGGCUACUUGAUAAUGUGCCAGAUCUUCGUCGCUUUCGGAGGUGGCACCAUGGUUAUCGGCAGUGAAAUGGCCGUCAUGGCUUCUGCCGAUCGUGAAGGUGUGCCCAUGAUGCUGUCUGUCCUUGGCCUAUUCAGUAACUUGGGUGGUGCUAUGGGAAGUGCUGUGCAGUCCGCUAUCUACAACAAUGUCUUCGUCGAGGCCCUGCAGAGAGCACUGCCGGAAAGCGAGAAGGCCCAAGCCAUGCAAAUCUCUCUUGAUGGCUAUUUGGUACAGAAAUUGUACCCUCUUGGCUCCGACAAACGUAACGCGGUCAAUUAUGCCUGGGGCUACAGUCAAAAGUACGGGGCUAUUGCUGCUACUGCAAUUCUGGUACUUUCCGUCCCUUGCAUUGCAGUCUGGAAUAACUACCGCCUCAACAAGAAGCAGAACAAGGGAACGUGGACGGGGCUUGUUCUGGGAAGUUCGCCGACGGCGUUCUCAACACAUGUCCCCGAUGUCCUUCAAUCCAUCGAUCCGCUUAUCGGAUCCAACAGUGGGGGCAACGUCUUUGCGGGCGCAAGUCGUCCUUACGGGAUGGCAAAACCGGUUGCCGACGUUGAUGGGCAGAAUACAGGUGGGUUUUCCACAGAUGGAAGCAAGGUCACCGGAUUUUCGACGCUUCAUGACUCCGGCACCGGCGGGAAUCCCUCACUGGGCAACUUCCCCUUUUUCCCACAAUACUGUCCCGAAGAUGAAAUCAAUAACUGCAAGUUUCCCAAGGCGACACGAGCGGUUCACUAUAUAAAUGAUUCGGUUGUGGCUCGACCAGGGUACUUUGCCCUGUCGUUGGAAAAUGGGAUUCGGGCGGAAAUGACAUCUACAGAACACGCAGCACUCUAUAAGUUCACUUUCCCUGUUGCUACCGCGACAAAUGGCAGUCAACUAAGUCCGUUGAUCCUUAUGGACUUGACAGACCUCUGGGACAGUCGACAAAAUGCGUCAAUCAGUGUAGACGUUGAGGCUAGUCGAAUUAAAGCAAAUGGCACUUUCUUACCCAGUUUCGGCGCCGGGUCUUACAUAUCCUACGUGUGCGCAGACUUCGUUGGGGCAAUGGUUCAUGACGGUGGGAUCUGGGUCAAUAACCGGGCAGGAACUGAACGUACUGAGUUGUACGUCACUCGAGGGUUCAACAACUUCUAUCUUCAGGCUGGUGGUUUUGUCCAAUUCCAGCGGCCUGAGAAUGGGACCAUCAACGUCCGAGUCGGCGCGAGCUUUAUUAGCACAGAUAAGGCCUGUAAAAAUGCUCAAACGGAGAUUCCUCAUCCACUUGAUGACUUUGAAGAUAUCCAGCGCGGCACAGAAGUUGCUUGGAGGGAAAAGCUCAGUCCUAUAUCCAUAAAGGAAGGAGGUGUGCAGAACGACCUGCUCACUAGUUUCUGGAGCGGCGUGUACCGAACCAUGCUUGAUCCGCAGGAUCUAACAGGUGAAAAUCCACUAUGGGAGAGCGACGAGCCAUAUUUUGAUUCCUUUUAUUGCUUGCUUGAUACGUAUAAGCAUGAAAAUUGGCUUCCAGACUGCCGUAUGAGUCUCUGCAAAGGGUGGACACAGGGAGGCUCGAAUGCAGAUGUCGUCCUGGCCGACGCAUUCGUUAAAAACCUAACUGGGAUCGACUGGAACUUAGCGUACGAAGCUAUGGUCAACGAUGCCGAAAAUGAGCCUCUGGAAUGGUCAUACGAGGGCAGAGGUGGCCUACAAAGUUGGAAACGCCUGAAUUAUAUCCCAUACCUGGAUUUCGACUAUCUGGGGUUUGGCACCAAUUCGCGUAGCAUUUCGCGAACGCUGGAGUAUUCGUACAAUGAUUUCUGUCUAUCGACUGUAGGAAAGAGUCUUCACAAAGAUGACUAUAGCAAAUAUCUCGCCAGAGCCCACAACUGGCAGAACAUUUACAAAACCGACCAGAUCUCCUCCAUCAAUGGCACCGACACUGGAUUUGUCGGCUUCUUCCAGCCAAAGUACUUGAACGGAACGUGGGGAUACCAAGAUCCAAUUGCCUGCAGCGCCCUUGCAUCUUGGUGCUCGCUCACAAGUAAUCCCUCAGAAACUUUCGAGUCCAGCGUCUGGGAAUACCAAUUUUACGUCCCCCAUGACAUGGCAGCCCUAAUCGACCUCCUCGGAGGCCCAGAUACUUUCGUAUCUCGCCUUGACUUCUUCCAUACCUCUGGUCUAGCAGACAUGGGCAACGAGCCCGUGUUUCUCACUGUCUUCCAAUACCACUAUGCCGGGAGACCCGCACUAUCGGUUCACCGCGCACAUAGCUACAUACCCUCCCGGUUCAACUCUUCCCAUUCGGGUCUGCCCGGGAACGAUGACUCCGGCGCCAUGGGCGCCUUUGCUGUCUUCUCCAUGAUGGGUCUUUUCCCGAACCCAGGGCAGAACGUAUAUCUUAUUAUCGCGCCUUUUUUCGAGGCUGUGAGUAUCACCCAUCCGGUGACGAAGAAGGCUGCCACGAUCCGAAAUGUCAACUUCGAUCCCUCAUAUCGGAAUAUCUAUAUCCAGAGUGCGACGCUGAAUGGUCGGCCCUACUCGAAAAACUGGAUUGGCCAUGAGUUCUUUACCGAGGGUAUGACGCUGGAAUUAACCUUGGGUGAUACCGAGAGUGACUGGGGUCGUGGAAAGGAUGAUCUACCUCCUAGUUUGAGCUCCACGGUGCACAGAGAAAGUAUAACAUGGUCUUAG
Messenger RNA from Aspergillus tanneri, 4107 nucleotides. RefSeq lists its product as uncharacterized. The record is from RefSeq and is a predicted model, not a curated record. Gene Ontology annotation, molecular function: transmembrane transporter activity; peptide-N4-(N-acetyl-beta-glucosaminyl)asparagine amidase activity; carbohydrate binding. Gene Ontology annotation, biological process: glycoprotein catabolic process; protein quality control for misfolded or incompletely synthesized proteins; protein deglycosylation. NCBI's taxonomy places the organism in Eukaryota, Fungi, Ascomycota, Eurotiomycetes, Eurotiales, Aspergillaceae. The coding region runs from base 1 to 4107 and encodes 1368 amino acids. Gene Ontology annotation, cellular component: nucleus; cytosol. The transcript is spliced from 6 exons.